AUGCAUCUCUUCAAUACUCUUACUGCGUUUGCUACUAUCAUCACCAGCACAAUGUCGCAGAGUACACCAGCACCGCCUCAAAUGACUUUGAUCUAUCACAUGGAAGCAGACCUGGGGGAACGAUUUUCGCUAGGCUCUAUUCCAACUGGGCAAGAACGCAUUGUCAUUCCCAUUGUUGGAGGCACGUUCAAAGGACCCAGAAUUUCUGGCAAAGUCCUUAACCUUGGUGCGGAUUGGCGCCUGACAGAUGCGCAAGGAAAGUUUCGGCCAGACGCUCGAUACAACAUUCAGACAGAUGACGGUACAUAUAUUUACGUGCAGACUGAAGGCUUGCCCCCUGCUGUGGAUGGCGCACCGUCAAUGUUGCGAGGAAGAUUUGAGACGAGCACGAACGGAACUGCUGCGUGGUUGAAUGAUGUGGCUGCUGUUGGCGUCAUAAGGAGGAACGGCACAUCCAGUGUGUUGAUUGAUAUGUGGCAGCUCACAUCCCACCAUCUACCAACAAGUCCAAUCUCUAUCCAGAUACAUCGCAUUAUAAUGAUGAAUGCGCAACAAUGGCAAAUCCUACCACCCGAUCUGGUGGAGCUUCAAAUUGGCCAGGUCGACCUUUUGCUGGCUAUGUACCCUGAAGAAAUUACUUUCGAUGAAAAUUCUCAAGGAAUACUAGAUAUCUUGCGCGACACCGAUGAUGUCAGGUCUAGAACCGCUGUCAAACUGACUCCAAGUAUCUCGCUCUUCCUUGAUCUGCCGAUCACAAUUGCCGAAGAAGCUGCUCCAGAUUCGAAGUCGUUGCGCUUAGACAUCGGAGUACCGUUUGCGUAUAGUGGGAACGUUGCGCCUUCUGAAUCACCAUCGGUUAAAGUUCGCGUGCAACAACCGAAUUGGAUGAGCAAAGCCGCGACCUCACAGUUGACAGCGGAUAUUCCGGAAGAUGAAGACCUAUUGGGUACCAUUGAGUUCAUUCGAGAAGCGGCAGCCGAAUACCUCGCGAAUAUCGAGACGAAGGAUAUGACCCUAGACACCGCCACCGUGGACUCCGGACCGCUGGUAAGAGUGUGGUUCUAUUUUCCGUCGAUCAGUACGCGUUCCAAGCGCGACGACUUCAUCAAGUACGCGCCGUCCUACCAGCUAACCGGCUUCCUCUAUGCUGGCAAACCCGGUCUACUCUGCGUCGAAGGUGGGUCGCAAAGCAUCGAUGACUACAUGAAAUUCAUCAAGACGGAAAGCUGGGGCGAUAUACCCGCACAUCACAAGAAGGUUAGCGAGCGUCAUCGAGAAAAGUGCGAGAAGAGGGUGUUUUCAGAAAUGACCGAAAUUACAGAUACGGUUGGUGAAAGACGCGGCCAAAGAGCGAACAGAGGGGAUAUGAAGGCGAUUGAAGAGUGGCUUGUGGAAAGAGGCCUCGGUGACGCUUUUACCAAGGUUUUGAUGUAG
This is a messenger RNA of Alternaria postmessia, 1434 nucleotides long. RefSeq lists its product as uncharacterized. The record is from RefSeq and is a predicted model, not a curated record. NCBI's taxonomy places the organism in Eukaryota, Fungi, Ascomycota, Dothideomycetes, Pleosporales, Pleosporaceae. Bases 1 to 1434 code for a protein of 477 amino acids. The transcript is spliced from 3 exons.